Plasmodium gonderi is the source of this 1779-nucleotide messenger RNA. RefSeq lists its product as hypothetical. The transcript has a single exon. The record is from RefSeq and is a predicted model, not a curated record. The coding region runs from base 1 to 1779 and encodes 592 amino acids. Lineage: Eukaryota; Apicomplexa; Aconoidasida; Haemosporida; Plasmodiidae.
AUGGAUAAAGGGCAAGUGAUGAAGAAGGAAAAGUCAAGGGAUGGGAAAAGCGAAAGGAUGAAUUUGAGAGAAAUAGAAGAAGCAAAGAAAAUAAGAAAUUUAGAGAAUGAAUCAAAAUUUAAAAAGUUUUGUGGAAGUACUGAUUUUGUGCUAGAUUUACCGAAUAUUGAUGAAAGUGUAAAGUUUUUAAAGUAUGAUGUAGACAACGAAAUUUUAAAUUUUAAUUAUACAACAAUGAUAUUGAAUGAAAAAAUAGAGCGAUUAAAUGAUGCAGAGAGGAAUAUAUAUAUACCCAUGGAUUUACCAAUUUCAUAUUCCUUUAACAUACAGAAUAAUGAUGAUAUACAUAAUUGGAUAAAGGAACAAAAAAAAAAUGAAAAUCAAAAGCAUGAAAACAUUGGAGGAUCGCAUAACCAAGUGAGUCUAACCGAUAAGAUGAAAGAAAUUUCAUCCCCCCUUCCAAUUGUACACACGUUUGAAAAAGAUGAUUUUGAAUUGUUAAAUAGAGUAUUUCCACAAUAUAUUAAAAGUAUCAAAAGUAAUUUGUCAAAAUGUGAGGAAAAGAAAAAUAGAAAUAAUUUAGGAGAACAUUCUGGCACGAACGAAAAAAAUACUAAUGACUAUUCUAAUAAUUCUUCUGAGUUGAAAUCGAAAAAUGUAAAAAGGAAAAUAUCAUAUAAUCAUUAUUUUCAACAUCCAUUAAAAAAACAUGCAAAAGUAAAAAACAUUUACCCAGUGUUGCCAAAUAUACCUUUGUGGAACAAUACAUAUAUACAAGGUAUUAUGGAAAUAGGAAAUUCUAAUGAUUAUAUGAAAGUACAAACAUGUGAUGAUCACCAAGAUGAUUAUAAGAAAUUAUUAAACAAAAGUUCAAAUCCAAAUGGACAUAAUAAAACAAACAAGGGAAGUAAUAAUAAUAAUGGUAUCCUUGGGUUACUACAUUUGGUAGAGAAAAAUAGAGAUAAACAUUUAUACGGAUUGUACAAAAAGCAUGACAUUCACAAUGAUGAGUACUUGCUAAAAAAAUUUGAACACACAGAUAAAAGUAUAGGGAGAAUAGAAAAUUCGGGUCCUAUUACUACAGGCAAUCUUAGUGAGCAUGCAGAUCGGACAAAUCGAGAUUCCAUGGGAAAUGAAGUUCAUCAGAGAGCCCAUGACAAGGUAUCCGCAGGUGAUGCAACUACUGCUGGUACAGAUAGAACAGACGAGCAGAGAAUGAAGAAAUCGAUGGAUAGCAAUCCUGUGAAAAAAGAAAGAAAAAAAAUCAGUUUAAGUAAAUUUCUCAUAAAAAAAUAUAUUUUAAAAUUAAAAAAAAGAGAAAAGUUAAAAAAUAAAUUAUCGAAUGAAUUAGAAAUAUCAUCACAUGCAACGAAUAAACAAGGAGAAAUUAUAAAAUCAAAAGAUGAAAGAAGUGAUUCAAAAGAAUUACAGAAUAGGUGUAAGCAUGUAACCUUUAACAACACAGAAAAAUGUGAAUACAUAGAAGAAGAGAAAAAAAAAGAUACUAAUGAACAUGAAGAAAAAAGUGAAACUGUCCUACAAAAAAAUAUUCCUUCUUUUCAAAAUAACCAACUUUAUGAUAAUAUGGAAUGUUUCAAAUAUGUACGGGAUUAUAAAACCCCAUCUUUUGCUAUUAAUGAAAAUGAUCCGCUUUCUUAUGUCAUAGGUUUUAACAAAAAUAAUUUGGCUUUUAUAUUCCCGAUUGUAUCAAGAAAAAUUAUUUUUUCCAAAACGGGACAGCAGAAAAGAAAAAAUUACAUAUUAUUAACAGAGGAAUAG